AUGUUCCGAAUAGUUAGUUCGUGCGAGAAGGGAGAUUGACGAUCAUGUGUGGUAUUUGCUGCAUAUUUUGUCAGGCAGAACAUGAAAUUAAUAUUGAUCAUAUCAGGAGGAAGUCUGCCUUACAAAACCGCGGUCCAGACUUGAGUGAUCACCAUGUUACAAGUAUUUCCCAUGAUAACUUUCUGCAUUUGUUUGGAUUUGUUUUGCAUCUCCGUGGAACUGGAACAAAGCAACCUGUUGGAAAUGAAAACAAGGGACAUUUACUGUGGAAUGGAGAAAUAUUUGGAGGUUUUGAGAUUGAUGAUGAUAAAAACGACACUCAUGUUUUGUUUGAGCAGCUGAUACAAUGUCUUGAACCGAGUCAUAUCAUUUCUACUUUGGCUAAAGUUCAAGGCCCAUGGACAUUCAUAUUUUGGCAGCCCAAGAGUCGUCAACUGUGGUUUGGACGUGACGUCUUUGGAAGGAGAAGUCUACUGUGGCAUUUACCACAAGAUAACUCUGAUGUUUUCUGUUUAUCCUCCAUCCAAGUAAAACCAUGGGAAUUUUCAGAAGUUCCAGCCAUUGGACUCUUCUGUUUGCAGUUUCCUCCAGUAGAGUCAAGCAUGUUAACUGGUACACCUGAGUGUAUGACUCUAUAUCCAUGGCCUGGUGCUGUAUGGCCGGGUACAUCUGCACUAAUCUCUUUGACAAGUGUAGAUGAUCUCAUACGAUGUUUGUAUUCAAAUUCUACAUACAUCAAGAUAUAUAUGGAUACAAGUGUCAAAAUCUCAACUUGGAUGCCAAAACUUAACACAGAAUUGCCACCUUGUGAUUGGUCGCUUCCCUCAUGUGAUCCUAACAUAACAAACAGUGAAGAAUCAAUGACAGAAUAUUUGCAAAAUUUGAUUGAAAAAUAUGAUGUUCUUGCAAAAGCUGCAAAUCAACUAUUAAAUUUACUCCAGUCUGCUGUAAAAAUACGCAGUUUUAAUUUACCAAGAAGAAGAAACCAUUACAGGGUACACCAGGCCAACAUUGAACAUUGCAACACAGAUUCAGAAUUAGCUGAUAGACUUGCAGAUGUUUUUGCUAUAGAUGGUAUAAAAGAUUGUAAAACAGACAAUGAUUGCAACUCUGCUCAAGGAUUGAUAAACACUGAAGACUGUGAGAAUUGUCGAUCUGUAUCAAACAUGGAUCAUCUGGAAGGGAUGCUACAGUCCAAUGUAGCAAUUUUAUUUUCUGGAGGGAUCGAUUCCACAAUCAUUGCAGCAUUAGCAGACAGAGUAAUUCCACCAGAUGAAUCCAUUGACCUGUUGAACGUAGCCUUUGAGCAGCAGACAAAGAACGGACCCAGCAAAAAGAAAGACAAGAAACUUCAACAUGUUGAGAGAAAUGAUGAGCUGAGGGAGAAAAACUUUGAUGUUCCAGAUCGACUUACGGGCUACAGGGCUCUUUCAGAACUGAAUCCAAAGAGGAAGUGGAAUUUUAUUGAGGUCAAUGUAACUCAUUCUGAGCUGCAAGAGUUCAGGGGUCAGCGAGUAAGCAGUUUGAUUUAUCCACUCAAUUCUGUUCUCGAUGACAGCAUUGGCUGUGCUGUGUGGUUUGCGGCCAGGGGUGAGGGUAUUCUGGGAAAUGGGCCGAACAAAGGAAAGACUUUCAAAAGUAAUGCCAAGGUCAUUCUGUGUGGAAUGGGUGCGGAUGAGCAGCUAGCGGGUUAUUCAAGACACAGGUCAACAUUCAGAGAGAAAGGAUGGCCUGGUAUCAUAAAAGAAACAGACCUUGAAAUUACAAGAAUAUCAGCCAGAAAUCUUGGCCGUGAUGACAGAAUUAUUGCAGAUCAUGGGAAAGAAUCUCGUAUCCCAUUUUUGGAUGAGCAUGUUGUCAGUUAUCUUGGAUCUCUUCCUAUGCACCUCAAGGCCGAUCUACGUUUGCCUCGUGGUCUAGGAGAGAAGCUCGUGUUACGACUGGCUGCAUACGAACUGGGUUUGUAUUCUACUGCUGUUCUUCCCAAACGAGCAAUACAGUUUGGAUCAAGGAUUGCCAAGAUGGAAAACAGCAAGGAAAAAGCAUCAGACAUUUGUACCAGACUUACUGAUCAUUAAUGCUAUUAACCAUAUAAAAAUAUUAUAAAUAUUUUGUCAGUGUUGUGAUAAACAUCUGAAUAAA
Molecule: messenger RNA, 2142 nt
Organism: Gigantopelta aegis
Lineage: Eukaryota; Metazoa; Mollusca; Gastropoda; Neomphalida; Peltospiridae
Product: asparagine synthetase domain-containing protein 1-like
Exons: 13
Coding region: 45-2078 (677 amino acids)
Molecular function (GO): asparagine synthase (glutamine-hydrolyzing) activity
Source: RefSeq, a predicted model, not a curated record